AUGCCCGUGAUAUCCUUCCAGGACGGAAUGUCCUCACCAUCAGAUCCAAGAUCAGUUCCUCCUUCGCCGGAGCGUCGUGGCUUUGGUCGAGCCGUUACUGCUCCACAGCUUGCGGCGGCUCUGGAACAGACAUUCACAUUGCAAGGCUACGAACGUCGUAAACAGUCCGUGGGAGUGGACAAGCGGUCACCCUCCGAGGCAUCCAAGGCGGACGGGCUGAACGACCUUGGCAUGGAAUGGACUCCUACAACCCGAUCAGACGAUCCGCUAACAGAAGUUCCAACUUCUUUCAUGCGCUUACCUACAUCCUCUGCCUGGCGAGCCUAUUUCAUGCAAGAGGUAGCGGGGGAUAAAUGGCUCGAAGCACAACUCCUCCUGAUGACCGUAGUGACCGGAAUGCUCGAUGCCAUGACCUACACCACAUACCACGUCUUCACGUCCAAGCAAACAGGCAAUACCCUCUUCCUGGCCCUCUACGCCUUCCGCGUCCCAGCUCUCGGCCCAGGCGUUGAGACGAACGUCGGAGUUUCAAUUGGAGUCUUCAUCGCUGGUGCAAUCUUCUUUGGACACAUCGGUCACAUCUCACGACAGCGAAGGAGGAUCUGGCUUCUGGUCAGCAACGCCUUCCAAGCACUCCUCAUGCUAGCUGCUGCAGCCGUACGGUACUGGGUCAGCAGACGGGCCACGGGGCCAGGAGCCAUGGCAAUACUAGCAUUGCUCAGUUUCGCGGAAUCAGGCCAGAUCGCAAAUGCUUUGAACGUAGCCAUGCCGGAACUCAACACGACCAUGAUUACUGGAGCUUUGAUCCAGCUCUGCACCGAUAAAAAGUUCUUCCAGCUAAAGAAUGCGAAACGCAAUCGACGACUAGCAUUCUUCGCCAGCAUGAUGGCCGGAUGUUUUAUUGGGGCUGGGAUUCUGGCACACUCGACUCCUAGCGCAGCGUUGGUGAUUACAGCAGCGACGAAGGGGAUCUUGUUCUUUAGCCUCUUAUUCAAUAGGGGCAUGAUGAAGAAGAAGAAGAAGAAAUUCCAGCUUGAGGACGGGGGCAAGAAGGUGGAAGGCGCGGUGACGCCAGUCAGUAAAGUUCUAUGGGGUGAUUAA
Fulvia fulva is the source of this 1101-nucleotide messenger RNA. RefSeq lists its product as uncharacterized. The record is from RefSeq and is a predicted model, not a curated record. Lineage: Eukaryota; Fungi; Ascomycota; Dothideomycetes; Mycosphaerellales; Mycosphaerellaceae. The transcript is spliced from 3 exons. The coding region runs from base 1 to 1101 and encodes 366 amino acids.